CUUAUUUCCGUUCAACCUAAUGCUUUACCAGUAUUUCAAGACUUGCAACACGUCGAUCCCAGUCGAUACGGUUAUCUAUGUUGUGGAUGUAAGAGAUGACGAACAAUUAACCUUGAGGUUGACAUGUGAUCCUUCCCCAUGCCCGUUUGCUUUGAACAAUGACGGAGAGGUUAGAGUUACUUCUGACUUUCCGAAAGCUCAAACUGAUUUUCUUUGGACAUUUACGGCUGAUGACAGCUUUGUUUCAGUCACGUCUCCGACCGUUAAUGUUGCAAUAACUGGUAUCAACACACCUCCUACCUUUGUCUAUUUAAACAAUUCUGCUGUUGUCGCCGAGAAAUCGCCUAUCGGUUUGACAGAUAUCAAGUUGCUUGCAAUAAUCGACAGUAACGAACUCAACAGUGUCACAGUUACCUUUACUCCUGCUCUUUGUGCCAACAUGUUCUUCCUGCCAGACAGUCUUACCUCGAGCAAUGUUUUGGUCCUAAACGUUCUCUCAGAAUUGGAUUAUGAAACCGAUCCUACGUAUUGCACCUUGCACGUUACGUUGUUUGACGGUCUUUUUACGUCCGAUCCAUGCGUGUUAACCGUUGAAAUAAUUGACGUCGAUGAGAAUCCUGUUUGGACUGAUAGCGCUUACGUACAAACUUUAACGGAAGUUACGAGCGGAACUACUGUCUUUACGUCACGCUACGGUGCAUCUGACCCCGAAGGCACUAAUGUCUCCUAUAGCAUUUCUUGCGGGACUGACAGCGGGUUUCUGAGUGUCGAGAAACAUGCAGUUGUUGUUACCAUGGCAACUACAUUUGACCUGGAUGCGGCUGGAGUAGAACAUUACAAAAUGGUAUGCAACUUAACGGCGACUGAUGCCGAAAGCAAUAUGGCAGCCAUACCGUUUACACUCCGCAUAGAGGACGCAAAUGAUAAUUAUCCCGUCUUUAAAAAGGGAUCGUAUACGUUUGAAAUAUAUCAAGGUAAUAAGUCAAUAGGCAGCGAGGUAGGGAAAGUGACAGCCACUGACGCGGAUAUUUCUUCCCCAAAUAAUGAACUUACCUUCUCAGUCUCCCCAACAACGGAUUUCUAUAUCACCGGAGACGCCAUUAUCCAUAGCAAGGUUGACAUUGGAUCAUUAUCUGGAUUGUCAACGUUUGAACUUAACAUAACUGCAACUGAUGGCGGGGAACCGGCACUUUCAACAACAGUACAAAUAGUUGUCGUUGUGAUUCCUAACGACGUUGAAAUUUAUACACAAAUUCCUAUUUCUGGGUCUCCAACCAAUGCUGUUCCGGUAGAUCAGUCUGCGGAAAGCACUACAAGCGAACGCUUCUUUGGUGAUAAAGGCAGCGCUGGCAUAUUUGCCGUAAGCUUAAUAACAAUGCUAGGAGUUCUUACUGGCGUCGGAUUUGUUGCUUGGAAGCUACGUGCAGGCAAUCUGAUGGCUCCAAAACAAAACGCAACAACAACUGACCAAAGUAAUAAUUCCAACAGGCUGUCCAGCCUAGAAGAAUAUUCAAAGCCAGCAAGUCCGGGAAACGAUUACCUACCAACCGCUUUCACGCUAACUGCUCACAGGUCAGCAAGGCCAGCAACGGUCUCCAUGGACGUGAAAACAGCCUGGAAAUACUGACAAUUCAACAGUGUAUUUCAGACAGGAUGUUCCUCCUGAUCUUAUAUAUGUUGGACAUUAUGUGCAUUUAGGCUAAUUAAACUGAAAAACUAUUAAGCAUUUACAAUUUGAGAGUGAAUAUGUUUUAAAUAUUGAUUGUCGACCAUAGUGUUAUAAUGUAAUAUUUUAUAGUCUGAUUCUAUAAGUCUACACAUUGGCGGCGUCUUGACUCAAUUAUUAAAUUGUAUUCCUUUCAAUUGAACAUAGAUGAAAACCCAAACCUUAAAUUUAUUUGAACAGAUGAUUUCAGCUCCAAGGUUGUUUCCCAAAUUCAUCUUUCAAACGGUAUUGUUAUUCAGCUUCAAUUAUUAUUCAAUACAGUUACGUUUUUACUUUCAGGAAGCAUGGGCAUUUUCUGUUGAAAGAGAUAUACUUGAAUCGCCAAUCUGUUUAAAUGUAAAACGUUGAGAUAUUUCAACAAGCUGGCAUUAUAAGCACCAAUUACAAUACAAUUUGCUAUAUUCUCUGUUGAAUUUUUAAUGAUGUCCAUCUUCAAUCUGUACCAUACAUUAACUAUUUUAAUUGCAAAAUUGAUUUUUACUGUUGUCCUUGUUUUAUUUAAGACAAAAAAAAUAUUAUUUUCUUACGAAAUCACCAAAACAGCAAAUUAUUGCACUAGCAUUAUUUAUGUAAGAUAUAUAACAUAAAUUCAGAAGUGACUACACCGUGCCACAUGUCUUUUGUUCUCUUCUUACUCAUGACAUUGAAUCAAAGAUGGUUAUUUCAUAUCAGAACAUGGGCACCUUUCCAUUUUUACGAGUAUAUGU
Mya arenaria is the source of this 2433-nucleotide messenger RNA. Its product is annotated as protocadherin-3-like. Gene Ontology annotation, molecular function: calcium ion binding. The record is from RefSeq and is a predicted model, not a curated record. Bases 20 to 1627 code for a protein of 535 amino acids. Lineage: Eukaryota; Metazoa; Mollusca; Bivalvia; Myida; Myidae. Gene Ontology annotation, cellular component: membrane; cell-cell junction. The transcript has 9 exons. Gene Ontology annotation, biological process: homophilic cell-cell adhesion.